AUGAUGGACGUGGAAAUGUCGGAGCCCGGCGCAGGAAAGGGAGAGAAGAGCGCGAGCAGCUCACGCAAGGCGUCUACGACAGUUUCUACCCGCUCUUCCCGCCGCACCGCCAGUCCUUCUCGCAGCUCGAAACAGGACGACGCGGCCCCGCCAACGCCAGAGUCGCCACCGUUCCGCCUCACGCGGAAGCGGGCUGCGUCGCUGGCCGAUAAAGGGGACAGGGAGGAAGACGACGUCGUCGAGGAUAUUACGCCGACCACCACGCACUCUCGCAUGAGCUCCGGCGGCGCGUCUGUGGGGUCUGUAGCCUCUCCGGCAAAUCACGUCUGCUUGUGUCAACCCGACCCCAAGAUCCCACGACCAAGAAACGCCUUCAUACUAUAUCGGCAGCACCAUCAGGCCGCCAUCGUGGCCCAGCAUCCCGGGUUAGCCAAUCCCGAAAUUUCCAAGAUCAUCGGCGAACAGUGGAAAUCGCAACCCGAAGCAGUGCGCAACGAGUGGAAGGCUCUGGCCGAAGAGGAGAAGCUGCGUCACCAGCAGCAGUACCCGGAAUACCGCUACCAGCCUCGCCGCGGCGGACGUCGGGGAAGCCUGACUGCGCUCAACACCGCCACCGACAAGCACCUCUGCGCCAAGUGCGGCGGCCGAAGCAUCACGACUCCAACGACGCCCUUCCCGUCCCACCAUCACGGCCACAACGCCGCCGCCGCCACGACGGCGUCAGCAUCCUCCCCUUCCUCCAACGUCCCCAUGCUGCCCCCUCCGACGCCAUCGUCGGCCCUGACACCCACGUCCCGCUACCUCCCGCCGAUGAUGUCCAGCCUCGCCAUCAACACCGGCGCCUCCGGCAGCAGCAACAACACGAACAACACCAACGCCCUCCCCCGCCGCACGAGCAGCACCGCGCGCCCCAGCCCCCUCACCAACCUGCACGCCGCCCGCGCCAACAGCCGCGACGAGCACCCCAUGGACAUGCAAAUGCUCUCGCCGCUCUCCCCCGACGCCAAGCGCCGCCGCCUCCACCAGACAUACGUGCCCCCGCCCUCGGCGUCCUCCACGCCCCGCUCCGCCUCCCUCUCGCAGCAGCAGCAACAGCAGCCGGGCACCCCUUACCCCUUCCCCUCGGCCGACCCCCGCCGACAGUCGCUGCCGCGGCCGGACAUGCUGCGCGGUGGCGGCGGUAGCAUCUCCUCGCCCCGCCACAAUAACAACGGUAACAACAAUAACAGCGGGAGCACCUACCACCUCCAACGCGACGGCAGUAACAACCUCACCCUCCCGCCGCUGCAGACCGCCGCCAAUAGCAGCCAUCAUAACCACCACCAUCACCACCACCACCCCUACCCGGCAGGGGCGGCCGCCGCCGCCUCCGCCAUCGCCGCACGCCAUGCUGGUAGCAGCAGUGGUGGUGGCGGCCCUGGCACUCCUGUUUCUAGUGAGGCGCUGCUCCCCGCCGCCGCCGCCGUCGCCGCCACCAGGAAAGUAGGGCCCGAAGCCACGAUCUGGAGCAAGAUUUUGAUUCUGGGCAAGAUCGCGCCGCCGUACCGCGGGGUCGGGACGGCGGCGGCGGCAGGGGCGGGUCCGUCGUCGUCGUCGGCGGUCUCGUCGCGGUCAUCGUCGUUGUCGUCGCCUUCGUCGUCGUCGCAGCAGCAGCAGCAGAAUAGGGGGGAGGAGAAGAGCGAGAAUAAGAAGGGGAAGAAGGGGAAGGGGGAGAAGGUGCGGGGGGCGAUUGUGGCGGUCGAGGGCGAUGACGUGGCGGCGGCGAGGGCGAUGGGGAAGUGGUUGGAGGAGAGCUUCAACAAGUCGGGGGAGGUGUGGGCGAGGGUGGCGGAGGCGCCGAGGGGGCCGGACGAGGCGGUGGUGGUGGGGAGGGGGGCGGGGACGGGGACGGGUGGGGAUGGCGAGGCCGGCGAUGGGGAUGUUGAGGGUGCGGGUGGGAAUGGUGGUGGUGGUGGUGGCGUCGUCGUCGGCAUUGGGGACUACAUCCAGGUCAUUGCUGAGUGGCACGGCAAGACGAAGGAAAUGGUCGAGUUCAUCACCAGUCCGCCCAGCGGUGGUACGCCAGCGGACGGCGGGGAGAGUAAUGGUGAGGCGGUGGCGGACAGGAGGACGCCCGUCCUCAUCAUGCCGACGUACAGCCUGCGGGCCACGGACGCGUGGGCCAGCCGUCUCCAUGUCGGCGACAACUACGCCCGGUCGGAUCACUGGCAGUGGUCGGCGACGCUGUGGCGCGGCAUCGUCGGGCCGGACAUCACCGUCUAUGUUAGAGACGUGUCGGAGCUGGACUUGCCAGUCGGCAAGCCCGUCGAUGUGCUUGAGCAAGGGGCGUCAAAGUGCCUGAUGGUGAAGCGCGUGGUCGGCAAGGAGAUUGAGGAGAGCGCAUUGAGGAGGCUCGGGUUUGAGAUCGGCGAGCUGAUUAGGAGCGUGAGCCAGGUAAAUGGGAAGUAG
Messenger RNA from Diplodia corticola, 2448 nucleotides. Its product is annotated as hmg box protein. Gene Ontology annotation, biological process: anatomical structure morphogenesis; cell differentiation; negative regulation of transcription by RNA polymerase II. Gene Ontology annotation, molecular function: DNA-binding transcription factor activity, RNA polymerase II-specific; RNA polymerase II cis-regulatory region sequence-specific DNA binding. The record is from RefSeq and is a predicted model, not a curated record. The transcript is spliced from 2 exons. Lineage: Eukaryota; Fungi; Ascomycota; Dothideomycetes; Botryosphaeriales; Botryosphaeriaceae. The coding region runs from base 1 to 2448 and encodes 815 amino acids.